This is a messenger RNA of Miscanthus lutarioriparius, 288 nucleotides long. NCBI's taxonomy places the organism in Eukaryota, Viridiplantae, Streptophyta, Magnoliopsida, Poales, Poaceae. The record is from the annotation of a GenBank genome assembly.
AUGGGGAGGAGAUGGAAGACGGGGAUGCGGCACUGGGAUGCGGAGGAGAUGGAAGACGGGGAGAUGGGGAGGCAGAGGAGAUGGGGAUGCGGCACUGAGAUGCGGAGGAGAUGGAAGAUGGGGAGAUGGGGAGGCGGAGGAGAUGGGGGAUGGGAGCCGACGGAGAUGGAGAGGUGGAUGCGGAUGGAUAGACUUCGUAAUCAGAUACAGUGUGAAGUAAUCAAGCGCCACCAUGACCGGAAGAGCCAUACUCUUCGUGCCGUUGAAGAUAACAAGGGCCGUGAAUGA